GAUAGGAUUAUUUACACUAAAAUGACACCCACUAGGAUUAAAAGGUUAGGAAAGCUCAGAGAUUUAUGGCUAUGAUGUCAUGUUCAUAAGCCCCGCCUUGCCUUAUGGAUCAACUCAGAAAGCCAAUACUUACUCUCAUCUUGUUCAGGAGAGAUUCCUGGUUACUUUUGCUCCCAACACAGAGAAGCAGAUUAGACAGAUUAGAGUGAUGCUGCUUGGAGCCACUGGCAGUCACUCGGUGUGAAGUGCUGCUUUUUGUUCAGAUUUUUUGUUAUGCUACUCAAGUGAUGUAUUAUUGAUAUCUGGUUGCGAAGCAAGAAGAAAAUCAAAGAAAAUGGCAGACCAGCAAGCGGUGGAGACGUUCCUUGAUAACAACCCGCAGGUUGCCAAGGCAUACUUUGAGAGGAAACUGAAGGCUGAUGUAAUAGGGGCUGCAUUCACAGAAAAGGUGGAUAUCAAAGAUACAGCCUCUUUCAAGGAUGCUACCCAGAUUGUGGAGGCUGCAUUUAUUUAUGAACUUGUGAAAGAGUUGCAGAGCUCUGUCCCUAUGGAAAAAUCUUUGCAUAAAGUCCUGCAAAGAAUUGCCUUGCUGCUGAUGGCAGACAAGUGCAGCUACUUCAGCAGCAGGUCCCGAAAUGGCACUCCAGAGCUCUCCACUCUACUCUUUGAUAUUACGCCAACCUCUUCUUUUGAGACAAACCUGGUACACCCUGAUGGAGAGAUUGUGUUUCCUCUUGACAUGGGGAUAGUUGGUAAGACAGCAGUGUCAAAGAAGUUUUUCAAUGUUCCUGAUGUGAAACAGAACUCAAACUUUAGUGACUUUGUGGACAAGCAGACAGGAUACACUACAAAGAAUGUUCUCACUGCUCCCAUUAUAAGUGGGAAAGAAACUAUUGGCGUUGUGAUGGUCCUGAACAAGCAGGGAGCCAGUGAAUUUUCCAAAGCAGAUGAGGAUCUCUUCAAUAAGUAUAUGGCCUUCGCCAGUGUGAUUGUUCUUCAAGCCCAUACAGCCUACAUGCACAAUGUGGAAUCCAGAAAAAGUCAGGUGCUCUUGUGGUCAGCCAGCAAAGUGUUUGAAGAGCUCACAGAUAUUGAGAGGCAAUUUCACAAGGCGUUGUACACUGUCAGGAUUUACCUCAACUGUGAAAGAUACUCCGUAGGUCUCCUGGACAUGACCAAAGAAAAGGAAUUCUUUGAUGAGUGGGCAAUCAAACUGGGAGAGGAGGAAGCAUACAAGGGUCCAAAGACACCAGAUGGAAGGGAGGUGAACUUCUAUAAGAUCAUUGAUUAUCUCCUGGAAGACAAAGAAGAGAUUAAAGUUAUCCCAACUCCAACACCAGAUCACUGGGCACUGGCCAGUGGCCUUCCAGCAUAUGUUGCGGAAAAUGGCUUUAUCUGUAAUAUGAUGAAUGCCCCUGCCGAUGAAUACUUCACCUUUCAGAAAGAUCCCGUAGAUGAAACUGGCUGGAAGAUCAAAAAUGUUCUUUCACUUCCAAUUGUCAACAAAAAGGAAGAAAUAGUGGGUGUUGCCACUUUCUUUAACAGAAUGGAUGGUAAGCCAUUUGAGGAGAAUGAUGAACAAAUAACAGAGGCACUCACACAGUUCUUGGGGUGGUCAACACUGAACACUGACACCUACGAUCGCUUAAACAGAAUGGAAUGGAGGAAGGACAUUUCUCAAGAGAUUCUCAUGUACCAGACCAAAGCCACCCCUGCAGACAUGCAAACAAUCCUGAAUACAAAGGCGAAGUUUGACAAAAUGCCUGAGGAAUGUGAUCAGAAGGAGAUGUACAAACUUUUGAGGUCAAGUAUUCCUGAGUGUAAAGAUGUUGAACUACUGGAAUUCCGCUUCAGUGAUUUACCCUUGCAAGAAUUUGAUCUCAUCAAAUGUGGCAUCCGCUGUUUCUUUGAGAUGGGAGUUGUAGAGAAGUUCAAAGUACCUGCGGAGACACUAACAAGGUGGAUGUACACAGUUAGGAAAGGCUAUCGUGACAUCACCUACCACAACUGGAGACAUGGAUUCAAUGUGGGUCAAACAAUGUUCACCCUCCUAAUGACUGGCAAGCUGAAGAAGUAUUAUUCUGACCUAGAGGCCUUUGCCAUGGUUGCUGCUGGAUUUUGUCAUGAUAUUGAUCACAGAGGAACUAACAAUCUGUACCAAACAAAGAGCGCGUCUCCUCUGGCUAGACUGCAUACUACAUCUGUGAUGGAGCGGCAUCACUUGGAGUUCAGCAAACUCAUAAUGGAAGAUGAGAAUCUAAACAUCUUCCAGAACCUUCAGAAGCGCCAGUUUGAGACUGUACAACAUCUCUUUGAUGUAUGCAUCAUUGCCACAGAUCUGGCUCUCUAUUUCAAGAAAAGGACCAUGUUCCAGAAGAUUGUUGAUGCUGUGGAGCCAAUGACUGAUGAAAAAGAAGCUGUCAGUUACAUUGCUAAUAAUGCCACAAGAAAGGAGAUUGUUAUGGCGAUGAUGAUGACUGCUUGUGACUUGUCUGCUAUUACUAAGCCAUGGGAGGUCCAAAGCAAGGUUGCUGUCAUGGUUGCAUCUGAAUUCUGGGAACAAGGAGACCUUGAGAGGACAGUGCUAGACCAACAGCCUAUUCCAAUGAUGGACAGAAACAAGGCUGAUGAACUUCCGAAAAUGCAAUGUGGUUUCAUUGAUUUUGUGUGCUCAUUUGUUUAUAAGGAAUUUCAAAGAUUUCAUAAAGAAAUUUCGCCAAUGUUCGACGGAAUGACCAACAAUAGAGCGGAGUGGAAGAAGCUGGCUGAUGUCCAUGAAGCGAAGGUCAAAGCUCUAGAGGAGGCCCAGAAGAAACUGGAGGGUGCUGGUGAGGGUGCUGAUGGCGGUGAAGGUGGAAAAUCAAAGACUUGCUCAGUAUGCUAGCCCUCCCAUUUCAGAACAUUCCAUCAUUGCCAUUCCAUCUGAAGUGAAGGCUGAACCUUUCCACUGAUCUGGCAGGAAGAUCACAAGCUGGGACCCUUGCUAUGUAUGUGAAUACUCCUAGUGUGACAUUCUGCAAAUAAUCUUAGAAUUAGACUUCAUAUUUAUUUUUUUAUAUAGCCUGGUUAAAGGAGGUAAUACAUUAUUUUUUGACAUACUAAAAUACAUGUAUGACACUGGGUAGUUGCAAAUAUUGCCAAAUGUUGUCAUAUAUACAUUACACACAGUCACUCAGCAGAAUCAGAAAAAUGUGGAGUGGUCUCUUAAUUUUUGGAUUUUCAUUAGU
Molecule: messenger RNA, 3227 nt
Organism: Alosa alosa (allis shad)
Lineage: Eukaryota; Metazoa; Chordata; Actinopteri; Clupeiformes; Clupeidae
Product: cone cGMP-specific 3',5'-cyclic phosphodiesterase subunit alpha'-like
Exons: 22
Coding region: 335-2884 (849 amino acids)
Biological process (GO): signal transduction; visual perception
Molecular function (GO): protein binding; 3',5'-cyclic-nucleotide phosphodiesterase activity
Source: RefSeq, a predicted model, not a curated record